AUGAAUUUGUGGCAGCUGCUUCCCACGUCUUUUCUCUCCUUUCUCUCUUUCUCUUUCUUCUGCGUCAAUGGGUUUCAUUAUUAUUUACCAGUACCAGAGGGGUGCUCUCCCACCGCUGUGAUGCACCCGGAUCCGGUGCAGCAGUCGGAUGACGCGGAACGUGUUUUUACGCCAUUUGGGACACUCGCCGGUCGUAAAAAGGAUGAAACUGGAAGUCUGCGUCGCAGACCGCCAGAAGAAUUAUCGUCGGAUUCAGAUUUCAUGCGCAGACAGUCAAGUAUGGAAGGGAAGACGCCAAUCGCCGACACGGCCCUGGCACUAGACUCUAUCAAGCGGGAAGUGGAGAGCAGCGUUGAGUUUUCCUCUUCUUCGCAAAAUCAGCGAUGGGAAGAGUCGUGGCUGGGCAAUUUAUCUCUCUCCAGUUUCUUACGACGCUGGGGAAACGCCGUGGUGCAUGAGGGUGCGGGUUACCAACUGUCAAACUGUGGUAGUGUGUUGCGGCGAUGGGUGCGGCGGCACUUUGUGAUGGCAGGGGCCCUGUUGUACAUCUUCGAUGGUGAUGGCUCUACGGAAAAGUGUUAUGAGGCGAUUUUGCUGCACCGCGCGGAUGUGCAAAAGAAAUUUGUGAGUGGCCAUAACUCCAUCGUGAUAACACCAGUGACGUCGCAGACGUCGUCGGAGCUCGGCGUGGUGGAGUUUCCGAGCCUCACUAUGUUUGUGGAUGCCAAGCAAAUGCUGGAUGUCUGGUUUGUCGCCCUGCAGAGGACGAGCGCCGCGCCUUCUUUUCCCGGCUCCGCAACGCCGCAACGGGCGAAAGCCUCUUGCGGCUACUUGAACGCCAUAAAAUGCACACAGACGGAGCAGCAGCAGCAGCAGGUGGGGUGUGCAGCGUCAAUGCCGGAUGUGGUGUCGCAUGCGGAGGACGCCGUGCCUUCUUCCCCUUCUUCUCUUUUUCCUGUUUCUGCUUUGGCUGGUGUCGCCAGCAUUGAAAGCAAAGCCAGAAAAGAAGGCAAGGAGCGUGGCGUGGAGGAGAAUCCCCGCCAAGAACAGCAGUCACGAAGGACUUCAACAGUCAUCAACGAUGGUCCGACUGGGAAUGAGGACCGCGAGGCGAUUAUUGAGGCGUAUCUUCAGCAGAUCCAACACACGACAGUGAGUGCUUCCAUUCUAAAGGCGCGUCUACAACGUCUGGCGGAGAAGAAAGACAAACAACAGCUUGGAGAGCUGCUUCUACAGUUCAUAUUGAACCGUGUGAUCGACGCUGCCGACCUGUGGGCACUGCUGGAUGAGGUGGAGACGUUGUCGGAUAAGAUGCUGCAAACCCCUGCCACAUCAACGGCGAAGUAUCCCUCAUAUUGUUGGGUCAAAGAGCCAUUGGUGCUUUCCGGCACACCACCAGGUCGUGUUACCUGCGAAAUGGCUGCGAUAACAAGUGCUGCGUGUUCCAUGACGUCCGAUCCCAUUGAGCGGCGCGUGUCAUCCAGAAAAAAAUGCGAAGCAGAAAACAAGGAAGAGAGAGUAGACAAAAUGACCAUGAAAAACACGCAGGCUGAUGCUUUGUUGCCCCAUGCUGCGUCUGCUGCAUGGCGUCAGCGGAGACGACGUCUACACGACCGCCGCGGAGUCAUUGAUAGUAUUCUUAGCGAGCUAUCGAACAUCUCGUGA
Trypanosoma cruzi is the source of this 1665-nucleotide messenger RNA. RefSeq lists its product as uncharacterized. The coding region runs from base 1 to 1665 and encodes 554 amino acids. Lineage: Eukaryota; Euglenozoa; Kinetoplastea; Trypanosomatida; Trypanosomatidae. The transcript has a single exon. The record is from RefSeq and is a predicted model, not a curated record.